AUGCAAGUGAACGUUUCGCCUGUAACCUUGGCUGCUUUGAAGGCGGACGGCACGAUACGAUGUCUUGCCGAUGUCAAGUACCAGCCCGUGCCCGCGUCCCGGCACUCGUCGACGGCGUUUGCCCUAGCUAGGAAUUUGGCCAACGAGUUUACCACUGCGCUCCUUGGCCAGCUUGGCGACGUAACGGCCACACACUCAGAAUCAUCAUCAUCCACAGACACCUGCAAAGCUGCCGGCGCGCAGGCACAUCUGUAUGCCGCACAGCUCCGCCGCAACCGCAUGAUCGUCUGUUUCGACGUGUUUCUGAAUUACUGUACGCCCGAGUUCCGCAGAGAGAUCGAUGAGACCGUUGCGCGGCCCAUCCACGCGGUCACUAAGCUAGGAGACGACAACAGGUACCAGGUGGGUAGAAAACUGCCCUUGGAUGCGAGGGUUGCCCGCGAGAUUGCGUGGAUACAGGAGGUUGACAAGGGCCCGCGCCCGUACUUUACCGACGACAUGACCCCGACUUGCUAUGAUGACGGGAUCCGCGUCGAAGACAAUUUCGAGUAG
Diaporthe batatas is the source of this 552-nucleotide messenger RNA. RefSeq lists its product as uncharacterized. NCBI's taxonomy places the organism in Eukaryota, Fungi, Ascomycota, Sordariomycetes, Diaporthales, Diaporthaceae. Bases 1 to 552 code for a protein of 183 amino acids. The transcript has a single exon. The record is from RefSeq and is a predicted model, not a curated record.